Molecule: messenger RNA, 558 nt
Organism: Olea europaea var. sylvestris
Lineage: Eukaryota; Viridiplantae; Streptophyta; Magnoliopsida; Lamiales; Oleaceae
Exons: 2
Coding region: 1-558 (185 amino acids)
Source: RefSeq, a predicted model, not a curated record
AUGCCUAGCUAUGCUAAAUUCUUGAAGGAGAUCCUGUCUAACAAAAGGAAGCUGGAAGAACAUGAGACAGUCUGCCUGAACGAGGAGUGCAAUGCAAUUCUAUUGAAAAAGCUACCUCCUAAACUAAAAGACCCAGGGAGUUUCACGAUACCUUGCACAUUUGGUUCUAAUUAUUUUAAACAUUCUUUAUGUGAUUUGGGUGCCAAUGUUAACCUUUUGCCUCUCUUUGUUUAUAGGUCUCUUGGAUUAGGAGAAGCAAAGUUUACAACCAUCUCUUUGCAACUAGCUGACAGAUCGAUCAAACGACCUAAGGGGAUUAUUGAAGAUGUAGACAAUGAGCAAGUCAUAUUCAACAUGCUCAAGACGAUGAAACAUCCACUAACUUCAGACACCUGUUGUCAAGUAGAUGUUCUUGAAGAGUUGGUGGUAGAUACAUUUGAGACAGAGCAUCAAACAGUUCUUUGUAAAGCAGAAAUUGCACAAUCAGGAGCAACAAGUGCAAAAAAAACUAAAUGUGUUGUCAACCUGGCUAAGCAACAAAUAAGAAGAAGACAUUAG